AUGGGCUAUGCUUUGUCACAAUGUAAUCACACUCGAAGACCAGCUACAAAUAUCAAUGAGGCGCUGCUGAGUGCCUGUCAGCGAGGGUGCCGACUGUUCUCUGUCUGUCAAUUUGUGGAUGGUGUCAGUGGUUUGAACAGCACCAGGGCUGAGUGUGAGGCAGCAUGUUUGGAGGCUUACUCUCGGAUGGAAGAGCAGUGUGGCUGCAACACUGGCUGCAAGGAGCAGUACCUACAGUCAGAGAAAAGACAGAUGCAGCUUCUGACACCACCACCUGAAGCUUCCUCCAUCUUCGAUUAUGUGUUGACUCUCUGCAGUGACAUUGUCAGCUCAGCCCAGAGUUUAAUCUCCUCCACUUGGACCUUCUACCUCCAAGCUGAUGAUGGAAAAGUUGUCGUCUUCCAGGCUCACCCAGAGCUUGAAUUGUCCGCUCCGGAUUUACAGGCUGUGCAGUUUGAUGCGGGACAGGGCCCUGGCGAGUGGAAUCCUCGCGACCACAAGGAGUUGAUCCCAGGAACAGUAAAACCACAGACAGUUGUACAUCAAGGUGCGGAGAAGAGAGUGAGUGCAAGGCCACACCCUGUGUUCAAACAGGCAUCUGUACAUCAAGAGGGAUUGUCGUCUCAACAUGACUUCCUGGCCUGCAUGUCACGACGCUCUGGCCUUCCCCGCUGGAUCCUGGCUGCCUGCCUUGUGCUGUCUAUCCUGGUGAUGCUGUGGCUGAGCUGUGCCAGUUUAGUAACUGCUCCUGAGCAACAUGUGAAAUCGCAGCCUCUGAGCAUUAACGGUGAUCAGGAGGGGAUAGAGAAGACUCCCUUGUAUGGAUUGACUCCCCUCAUCACCAUCUCAUUCAGGGAGCAGGAGGAGGACAGUGUGGGGCCUCUGCCUGUGAAAGUGGAUCUGAGUAACACCAUCAUCUAGAAUUUUCCAUCUCCCAGUUUAAAGAGACAGUUCCAUCUUGCUUGCUCAUACUCCCAAGAAAACAUUGACUCAUUGAUCCCUGCCCUCCUGUUUCCAUUUUUAUUAUGAACUCAUUCGGGACUGGCACCCAGUCAAAGAAAACCUUGGAUUACACCUUCUAGAAUCAAGACAUUGAAAAUCUCUGGACGCUUGUUGGCCCAGGAUUCCAAAUUCCUCCUUCGUUAAAUUGAGGUCUGAAGGAAAAGUGUGCAAGUUUCUGGGACAUUCAGAUCUCCCUGGAUCAUAUUGUUACUUGACUACUUGUUCUCAUUCUUUGGGACCAUGUAACGGAGCUCCUUGUUUGAUCUUUGGUUCUUGUAACUGUGACUGGGUGAGUUUUAGGGGAAGGGGAUCUGAGUACAGUUUCUCUGUCUGUUAGAGAAUGAGGGAUUCCUGGCCUAGAGGCAAUUGAUUUCUGACGGGACAAAUAAUCCUGACCAAAUAGAUAAUGGGUACGAGCAUGUAUCCUGUGCUGAAAUGAAAAGCUUUCUACAGUGUUGAUCUUGAGUGCAUCAAUUCCAGCAUGGGAAUGAGUUUAACAUGACACCUUAUCCAUCCACCAGUCAGCUCUUAUAGGACCAGCCAGGCCUGAGUUUGGCACUGGCAAGGCCUGAAAGUAGAAGGGAGAUGUUUUAGGCCAUAGAGUGACCGGCAUCAUUUGACAGAGUUGGGGUCUUGCACCAUCAGUGGGUAAUGAACAGGAAUUUGAUUUAAUUUUAUUAUUGUCACAUAACACAGUGAAAAGUAUUGUUUUGUGUGCUAUCCAGGCAAAUCAUAGCUUACAUGAGUACGUUAGGGUAAUAGAACAGAAUGCAGAAUACAGUGUUACAGCUGCAGAGAAGGUGCCGAGAAAGAUCACCUCUAAUAUCUGAGGGAUUUAUUCAUAAGUCUUACAACAGCAGGACAGAAGCUGUUCUUGAAUCUGUUGGUACGCGUAUUCCAACUUUUAUAUCUUCAGCCCGAUGGAAGAGAGUAUAACUGGGGUAGAGGGAGUUGGGGGGGGGCGGUCUUUGAUUAUGUUGGCUGCUUUCCCAAGGCAGUGGAAGUGUAGAUGGAAUCAGUGGAUGGGAGGGUCUGAAGAAGGGUCUAGGCCUGAAACGUCAGUUUUCCUGCUCCUAUGAUGCUGCUUGGCCUGCUGUGUUCAUCCAGCUCCACACCUUGUUAUCUCAGUGGAUGGGAGAGCUGCUUUGUCUGAUGGACUGGGCUGUGUUCAUGGCCCUCUGUAGUUUUUUGUGGUCUUGGGCAGAGCAGUUGCCGUACCAAGCUGUGAUGCUUCCAGACAGGAUGCUUUCUGGGGUGACAGGAGUUGGACAGAAGAAAUAGAAUAUUUUUAACAAAAGUGGAAAUUGCUGGAAAAUCUCAGCAGGCCUGGCAAUAUCAGUGAAGAGAAAUCAGAGUUAACGUUUCAGGUCCAGUGACCCUUACUUAGAACUGGACCCUAAAUAUUAACUCUUGAUUUCUCGCCACAGAUGCUGCCAGUUCUGCUGAAAAUUUUGAGCAGAUUCUGUUUUUUGUUUCAGAUUUCCAGCAUCCACGGUUCUUUCGGGUUUUAUUUUUAGAAGAGUUUUUAUUUGAUUCAGGUGUUUUUUGAGUAACAGUUUGGGAAUGUGGUGAGAAGGGGUCUUGUGUAGAGGGAGAAUCCAGUAGUUCUGCCCUCAGGAAGCUGUAACCUCUAUAUCCUUAAAAAUGCUCACAGAGGAUAGCUCUGUUCAUCGCUGGGUAUGGGGUGAGUGGCUGAUGGGGUUUCAUUCUUGAAUAGAGAUGUCAUGAGUUGCAUGGAUGGAUUUAAAAUUGUGUUAGGACUGUGAAAAUAAAUUGCCUUUUAGAAUGGGUUGUGAAUUGGGGGAAAUGUUUAGGGUGGAACCAGCCCUAGUUCCUUCUGGGAUUUGAUUGCGGGGAAAUCUCUUCAACCAUUCCAACUCGAGAAGGUAAAGGUCAAAUAAGUCGGCCUUCCCGCUGACCAGGAAGUGUUUCAUUGUGUCCCGUCCUGAUCUUGCAAGUGAUUCCUUUUGCAUUUUUAUCCAAAACGGUCGGGAUUGUUGAUCGACCAGCGGAGACGAGAAGCUUUGAUGAAAUGGAACCUUCUGAUUGACAGCCCCUGUGAGUGAUAGAGGUGUCCGGAGUGUCAUCAAAGCCUCUGAACUGAUAUUAAUUAAUCAAGUCUUUCGCUCCUUCCUGUGAAGUGUACCUUGCCUCUAUUUAAUCCACUUUCCAAGAGCAUUUAUUGAUAAUUAUUGAUUAUUCUAUGAAGAAAGGCUGAGGGACUUGGGUCUGUUCUCAUUGGAGAGAAGGAGGCUAAGAGGGGAUUUAAUAGAGACAUACAAGAUGAUCAGAGGAUUAGAUAGGGUGGACAGUGAGAGUCUUUUUCCGAGGAUGAUGACUUCAGCUUGUACAAGGGGGCAUAGCUACAAAUUGAGGGGUGAUAGAUUUAAGACAGAUGUCAGAGGCAGGUUCUUUACUCAGAGAGUGGGAAGAGCGUGGAAUGCCCUGCUGGACAAUGUAGUUAACUCAGCCACAUUAGGGGCAUUUAAACAGUCCUUGGAUAAUCAUAUGGAUAAUGAUGGGAUAGUGUAGGGGGAGGGGCUUAGAUUAGUUCGCAGGUCGGCGCAACAUCGAGGGCCGAAGGACCUGUUCUGCGCUGUAUUGUUCUAUGCUCUAUGUUCUAAAGAGAUCACUGCCCAUGAGCAGCCCGUGUGUAGGCAAGCUGCUCAACUAUGGCAGGCAUUGCUUUAGAUCCCACUUCUGUGAUAAAUGGAGCUAAGCGACUGAGCUGAUGCAAUCAAAUUAAACGGCCAAAUAAAAGCAGCAAGGUCUCCUAAAGUUCCAACAUCCUCAACCUCCUGUAUCCCUGUGUACACAACCCAUUGUGAUCAGGUCAAGAAUACAGACUGUCAUCUUCAUUGACCCAACUGAGACCAACAAAGGCCAGAAUACAACCUGAGAAUGUUCCCUCUGUGAAAUGCAGCAUCUCACAAGGCAUGGUGCCAUUCCUUGAUGUAUAAUAUUUACAGACUGUUGGCUAAUGAUCCUGUUGUUCACCAUGUGAUUUGGUUUUCAUUUAACAUGUGUUUAAAUUUAUGGUGUAGUUUUGAGUCCCCUGAAGUUUACAUGGUUACACUCUCUGUCUUUAACGGCCUCUCUCCCUCUCUCUCUCUGAUGCUCCUACCUUAGCCUCUGUCACACUCCCACAGGAACAUUGUCAAAUACAAUUUAACAGCAACCAAAGUAAGUCAAUAUUGGGUCAGAUGACAAUAGCUUAGCCAAAUAAAUAGAUUUUAAGGAGUGUCUUAAAGGAAGAAAGAGAUAUACCAUAGAGAGCUGCAGAGGUUUAGUGAGGGAAUUUCAGAGCUGAUGUUCCAGGCAGCUAUAGGCCCUGGUGCACAGGAGGGGACCGAUUGAAAGUCCAGGCUGAGAAUUGUAAAAGUGACCUGUUGCUGGUCUGGCAGCCAGAGGUGAUCAUAGAGCGAUAUACACACUUUCUCACCAGUUGCUUUGUUUAGAACAUAGAACUGUACAGCACAGGAACGGGCCCUUCGGCCCAUGAUGUUUUGCUGAACAUGUGCUAAAUGAAACUAAUCCCUUCUGCCUGCCAUUGGUCCAUUCCCUGCAUAUUGAUGUGCUUAUCUAAAAGUCCUUUAAAUGCCGUUAUUGCUUCUUUCUCUUUGUUUUUUAAAAAUUUCUCUUGCUGUCUGUGUAUCUGUUUCUGCAUCUCACGCAUUCACUCCAUUUUCUCUUUCUUCUCACACUUGCACACUGUCCCUUUCUCUUACCAUUUUUACAAUCUGGUUUGUUUGUGCAUGCUCUGUCUCUCUCUCUCUCUCUCUGUCUGUCUCUUUCCUCCACCCCCCUUUCACCGUACUCUCACUAUUUCUCUUUUUGUUUACUGGACUGAAGUGCUUUAAUGAGAUGACUGUGUAGUAGGCCGAUUGACAGAGAGUGAUUGUCAAAACCCCAUUAUCAUUGUCGUGUGUGAUUGGAUAAUAGAAGUUAAUUAGAUGGAUUCUGGUCUCUGAUUUAUGAAAAUGUUUGGUUUGAUCCUGGUGUUUGCUGGUUACAAUAUCCAGGGGUGAGACAUGUCCACCAAAGAAAGCUGAGAGUGGCCUGGCGUUAUGUUGGGCAUUGACUGCUAGCCACAAGGAGCCUGUCACACUCUGGGCACCAAUUACACACUAAUAGCUGUCUGUCACUGUGGUUCAGAUGUGUUUGUGCCUGGGGGUAGGGUAAUGGACUGGCUGUGUUACCGGACUAGCAAUGCAGAGACUGAAACUGAUGACAAGAUACAAGAGUUCAAAUCCCAAAAGCUAAUGGACUCAUUAAUUAUUCAGUUAAUUAAAUUAAUAAAUCUGGAAUUAAAGUGCUAGCAUUAGUAAUGGCAACCACCAAAACAUUACCAGAUUGAUGAUUUUUACAACUGGUUCACUAAUGUUCUUUCAGGUUGAAAAUCUGCCUGAUUCUGAAAUGACCUAGCAGAAUAUUCCAAGGGGUUCUAAAAGCUGACUUGUGAUAGAAUUAAUUAGAGAUGGGUAAUAAAUAACUAGCUCAGCCAGCAACACCCAGAUGCCAUAUCACAUGAAAGAAAGUCCCAGUUGAUAGGAGGCCAGAACAUGGGAUCACGGGAGCUGAAUGGAGGGAAAGGGCGGCUGUGCUGAUAGCAACUCAUAUCAUGACAGGACCAGAGUGUGGGAUGGAUAAAAACACAUGGAAGGCUGGAAUCAGGCUGUAAAAUGAUUGACCUCAUGAUUGACUCCUGAAGGCUGUAGGGUUCUUAAGUGGAAGAUGAGAUGCUGUCCUUUAAGCUUGUGCUGAGACUUCUUAGAGCACUGCAGCAGGCCUGCAACAGAAAUGUUGGCAUGAAAACACAAUGGUGUACUGGAGUGGCCAGCAACUGGACGUUCAUGGUCAUUAUGUGUUCUGUAAAGUGGUCGCCCAGCCUGCAUUCAUCUCCCCAGUGUAGAGGAGACCACAAUGUGAGCAGUGAAUGUAGUUGACUAGACUGUGUGAGGUGCAGGUGAAGCACUUCUUCACCUGGAAGGUUUGAAGAUAAGGAGGGAGGAGGUAAAAGCGUUAUGCCUCUUGCGAUUGCAUAGGAAGGUGCCGUGGGAAUGAGUGCAGUGGAGUGGACCAGGGUGUCUGGAGGAAGCGGUGUUGUGGCAUUUACUGCCCAUCCCCAGCCAACAUUGAGAAGGUGAGGAUGAUCUGCCACCUUGAACCGCUGCAGGCAGAGUGCUGUGGGUUGACCCAUGAUGCCCUUGGGGAAGGAUUUCCAGGAUUUUGACCCAGUGACAGUGAAGGAACGGUGAUAUAUUUCCAAGUCAGGAUGGGGAGUGGUGCUCCCAUGUAUCUGCUGCCUCUGUCCUUCUGGAUGGUGAAGGUGGCACGUUUGAAAAAGUCUGUCAGAAAAACCCUGAAGGCUUUAGGCACAGCUCAGACCAAGGUUUGGGAUACACUGGGGAGACAUUCUUUUCAAGCUCCAGUUUAUGAAGGUUAUAGCACCGUCUGGGGUAAAGUUAAUCACUUGUUUUGUUAGCCAGGAGAAUGCUCUCUAUGAGGAGGGUGUACCAGUGUGAGGAAGCGGCAUCGCAGUCAUUUUGGAUCCUGACUUCAACUGUUGAGAGUUCCUUCCCCAAGCCGAUAACAUGUUAGAGCCAAAGAUUUGAAACUGAACAGAACUCUGGCACUAACCUGGGCCGUGACGUUUGAGCUUCUGCAUUUUGGUGCCACGUUCACUGGCUGAAUCCAACGUAGCUGUACUUUCAAAACCGACACUUUCAAACCAAAGUUCUCUUUCUCAGAACGGAAAUGCUGUCAACUUAAACACUCUGUUGGAAAGCAUUAGGGUCAGGAAAUGUAGUGGAGAUAGAUUCAGAGCCUACACUAUGGAUAUCAUUAAAUUUUAUACUUUCACCUCUAUCGGUGGGGGGUGGUGUUUAAUGGGGGGAGUUUUCAUCUGACUAGAGCUGGGUCUGUGUAAUUAAUAUGUCCUGCAGUGAGGGGUGACAGUGCAGAGGGAGCCAAACAGACCUGAGAUGAGGGGUCACUCUCUGUUUGCUCAGAAAUGGCCUCCUUUGAUCCUUUCUUAAUUUUCCCAUCGCAUUCUCAUGAUGUAGCUAUGGUAGAACAUCCUUGGGUUAGCAUUUCUUUUAAAGGAUUAUUCAUCCUUGUGUUUAUGUGUUCGUGUGUGUGUGCCUGUGUGUCUAUGCGUGUGUGUUGGUGUGUGUGCGCGCGCGUGGACGUGUGUGUGUGUGUGUGUGUGUGUCUGUGUGUGUUGGUGUGUGUGCGCGCGUGUGUGUGUCUGUUGGUGUGUGUGUGCGCACGUGUGGAUGUCUGUGUCUGUGUGUGUGUGUGUCUGUCUGUGUCUAUGCGUGUGCGUGCGUGUGUGUGUGCGCGUGCGUGGACGUCUGUGUAUGUGUCUGUGUGUGAGUGUGUGUAUGGGGGGUGGGGGGGGGGAGGUUUGUGGGGGAGUGGUUUGUCAGUCUCUAUUACAGGGUGAGGCUCGGGCAGGCCCAGUGUCCUGGAUUUUGGCCCAGUCACAUCCCUUGAAUGAAGAAGGUCCUCCUGUGGACUCCAUCACAAACUGAGGGCAAUGACUGAGUCUCGGACACUGGCCCCUUGAGCAGAUUUCUCCUCCUGCUGCUCAGGAGGUGGGGGUCAUUGGUACCAGCUACCCCCAUGCCCCGCCAGCCUCAGUGCCCACGCCUCGUGCAACUACAUGGACAGCUGUUUGACUGUGGGCAGCAUCACAACUGAGAUCAAUCCAUGCCUUCAAUGAAAUGCUGUUAGUUUGUGGAUGAGUAAGGGUGGCGUGAGUGCUGGUUGUUUACGCUGAACUGUGAAGGUCAGAGGUCACUUGCAAAACCUGCUUCACUCCAGUGUCAAGGGGACAGACUCAUGUUAAAGUUGGGUCCCUGGAUGUAAAUCAUCCUCAGGGGCCUUUUACCCAGGGUGGGGAGAGGCCAAAACUAGAGGGGCAUAGGUUUAAGGUGAGAAGAGAAAGAUUUGAAAGGGACCUAAGGAGUAACUUUUUCACACAGAGGGUGGUGUGUAUCUGCCAGAGGAAGUGGUGGAGGCUGGUACAGUUACAUUUAAAAGGCACUUGGAUGGGUAUUUGAGUAGGAAGGGUUUAGAGGGAUAUGGGCUAAAUGCUGGAAAAUGGGACUAGAUUAGUUUAGGAUAUCUGAGAUAACAAGAUGUAGAGCUGGAUGAACACAGCAGGCCGAGCAGGAAAGCUGACGUUUUGGGCCUAGACCCUUUUUCAGAAAAUCUUAUCGGCACGGACAAGUUGGACUGAGGGUCUGUUUCUGUGCUGUAUAGUUGUCUGAUUCUGUGGCUAUAACCAAGACCCUUUAACAUUGACCAGGACUGGAGUCUGAUGUAGGAUCCAGGCUAAUUUUCCAGGAUGUAACUGACACGACCCUCUCUGUCUAUGUCUCUCUCUCUCUCUCUUUCUGUCUCUCACUUUGUCUCUCUCUCUCACUUUGUCUCUCUCUCUCACUUUCUGUCUCUCGCUCUUGCUCUCUCUCUCUCUCUCUCUCACUUUCUGUCUCUCACUCUCACUUUCUGUCUCUCGCUCUCGCUCUCUCUCUCUCCCUCUCCCCCUCUCCCCGUCUCUCUCUCUCAUCCCCCCUUCACUGUCCUCUCACUGUCCUCUUUCCCAUCCCCACAAGCUCAUGCCUGUGUUUAAGUAGAAUUUCCAGCCAGAUUUACCUUUUCAUGUUGUGGGAGAAGAUUUAAAUAAGACGCUGUUGAACUUUACCAUUUCUCAAUGGUUUCUUGUCGACCUGACCAGCUUCCUGGAGCGUCCUUCCGUCAAGUUCCAGACCAACCCAAGCUGAGACUCUGGGGAGGUAGAUGAGAAAAAUUAGGUGGACGGAGAGUUGCCAGUCCCUGAGCCUGGGGCCUGUUGGCUAUUCAGACAGCCUUGUUUUUGUCUUUCUGUGUUGGUUCCCACUGGAAUAUUCACAACCUAUAUCUGUCCCCGACUCCUGCCUCCAGCUGUUACUUAUCCUUCCAGUCAUUGUGGAAACUGCUCGAUUUUAGCAGCUACUCCACCUGCAGUCCCCUGCCCUCCAGACCCACAGAGUUCACGACUUCAAUCUGUAGCUGCCCAACCAUGGGGCCAGCCUAAACUUCCUUUCCAAGGAUGAGAAAGAUUGUUUUAAUUCCAACCCAUCACCAUCUCUUUUCACCUCCCUUGUCAUGUACUUGUUGAACUUCCCUGAAAUGUAUCUCUGCUAUUCCCUUCACCGUCUGGGAGCAAGUCCCAAAUUCUCACCUUCUCUGCAUUAUGUGCGUAUUCCUCAAUUCUUCAUUAGAUUAAUUCAUGACUGUCUCGGGUUUAUCUCCCAGUUCUGGUCUCGCUCACCUUCUGUAUGGCUGAUUUCUCAAAAGGCUUUUUAAAGACCUCUGUCAGGUCACCCCUCAUUCUCUUAUUUUGCCAGAAAGUUGCCCCAUCCAUUUUAGUCCCUCUCAAUAGUUAUAACCAAUCAGUCCGGUAUUAUCUAAUGUAAAUAUGUUUGUAGCUUCUGCAGUAACUCUACCCCUUUAGAAUUUUGAGAGCAAAACUGUUCACAGUUCUCCAAGUGUGGUCUAAUCAAAGUUCAAUGCAAGUUUACUGUAACUUCAGUUGUUUUUUACAAUUAAACCUCUCCGGAAAUGAA
Stegostoma tigrinum is the source of this 9617-nucleotide messenger RNA. It is a transcript of the gene tmem59l, whose product is annotated as transmembrane protein 59-like. Lineage: Eukaryota; Metazoa; Chordata; Chondrichthyes; Orectolobiformes; Stegostomatidae. The transcript is spliced from 8 exons. The record is from RefSeq and is a predicted model, not a curated record. The coding region runs from base 1 to 921 and encodes 306 amino acids.